This is a messenger RNA of Salvia miltiorrhiza (redroot sage), 894 nucleotides long. Its product is annotated as pollen-specific leucine-rich repeat extensin-like protein 3. Lineage: Eukaryota; Viridiplantae; Streptophyta; Magnoliopsida; Lamiales; Lamiaceae. Gene Ontology annotation, cellular component: cytoplasm; actin filament. The transcript has 2 exons. Gene Ontology annotation, molecular function: actin binding; microtubule binding. Gene Ontology annotation, biological process: actin filament polymerization. Bases 1 to 894 code for a protein of 297 amino acids. The record is from RefSeq and is a predicted model, not a curated record.
AUGUCAAAAUCCGAUAUACUCGCUGCCAUUGAAGAAUUUCAGACCGCCAUCUACAGCUGGCCAACCUCCUUCGACGCCUAUUUUCAGGCAGCUCCAGAUUCCUCCCUGUUUUCAUCUUCUUCCCCACCACCCAUUACUCCAGCUCCCUAUCCACCACGAUCGUUUCCCCCAAUCUUACAUACAACUCACUCCACAUCACAUCUUCCCAUUCGCCGUCUAAGCCGAUCUGAAAUCGAAGCUAAAAACGACCUCGGGCUGUGUUACAAUUGUGACCAAACUUGGUCCGAUACCCACCGAUGCCGCAGCAAAUAUUUGAUUCUUUUCGGCACCGAUGAUGAGGAUGACUUUGGAGAUCCCAAGUCUCCUUAUUCCAUGGGUGGAGUUGAAGUUAAAGCGAAGGAUGUCUCAAGUCCUUCACCAUUCCCAACCACUCACAGCCCCUCUCCGAUUUUCUCGCCGUCGGCACCCUCCACCACCACCGUUACUCCAGCAGAUCUGCCCUUUAUUGAUGCUCCACCCCAUUUGCCGUCCAAAGCUAUCCCACCUCACUCUGUUCUGCAUUCGCCCACUCCGCUACCAUCGAUAGUUCUCCAACCGCCGCCGCCGCCGCCGCCGCCAACACCUCCACCGCCAAUACCACCUCCACCCACCGAGCCACCCCCAGCAGACUUUCUGCCUUCACCUGUAAUACCACCACCACCACCAAUAAUUCCUCCAGUGAGUCAUCAGCCAACCCCCUCCCCACUCAGUCAGUCACCACCAUCUCCGACUCUUCCUUGCCACAACAAAAAGUUACUCCUUCUGGGUUAUGGAGACGAAGACCUUGAUUCACCGGGCAACCCUACUCCAGCACCCAAGUGCCCAGGCUCGUCUGUCACGACCGGCCUUAAUUAA